Messenger RNA from Symbiodinium sp. CCMP2592, 6990 nucleotides. NCBI's taxonomy places the organism in Eukaryota, Dinophyceae, Suessiales, Symbiodiniaceae. The record is from the annotation of a GenBank genome assembly.
AUGGUCCCGAAAGGCGCCCAACAGUUCCACAACCGUUUGCAGGCUCCGACGACAAGCAUUCCAUCAGACGUGGAUGUGCAAAGACCUUUGGAAUCUAGUGCGGUUAUUCUUGAAGGAAAGGAGUAUUAUCGGGAUGCAUUGGGAACCAUUUGGAAUUUCACAGCCGCUGGUGAGUGGGAGUGGGUUGAUGAGAAUCGAAUUCCAGUUGGAGCGGUGAUCUUUAACAUGGCGGAGUUAGAGGAGGGGAGCUUUGCAAGGGAUCGCGCGCUAGCUGCUCAUGAAGUCGUGGGUGCAUCUACUCCUGGUUUGAUGGUGCCACCAAAGAUCUCUAGCUCGGUGGAGGGGCAGGGGAUCCUGAGUGGCGCGAUACCGUCAGCAGCGAGGGUGGAUGUGCCACACAGGAACGCCAGCUCUUCAAUCGGGCCAGAGGUCUUUGAGGGCCCCGGGAUUCUCGGGGUUCGGGUGGGAGUGGUGCUAGGGGUUCGGUUGCGGACAAUGCUCCAACCUUUGGUCAAUCACCCGGACGUCCUGCUCCUGCAACUUCGGUGUCUCGGGAUCACACAUCCAGUGAAGCAGCGGCUGGGUCCGUCGUCUUCUAUUCCGCAGGUGGCGAGUGGGAUGGGGCAUACCGUGGAGCGUCCAGAGGUGCUGGGCAAACGUGUCAUGUCGUUGCCAACUCUAUCGGAAUACAGCGCAUCAAAUCCUACAGCUUUGGGUGAUUGGUUGGCGAUUGUCAAGCCUACACUUUCUAGUUUGACAGAUUCGGGCCAUGUGUGGUGGGACUACACCUUUGAUCGAGCUUCGCGCGCGUACACUAAGUGGCUCUCGGUGUCACCAUUAGAGCGGCUUGGCAUCCAGGCGGAGUUAGAGAUGUAUGGUACGCACAUGCCACAGCACAUCUUAUUGGAACAACGGGCUUCAAUUCUCUUGCUCCAGGCGAUUCCUGAAGUUGUAAAGACAGAUAUUGUAGCCACAAGACGGAUGUCCCCUUCCCAGCACAAUGUUGCAUUAUCUGGUGUCACCUACCUCGGCUACUUCAGUGCAGGAGGCGAUCAAGGGAGUCAGACAGUGGGUGCAAUGGAGGCCAUUGUGGGGCAGAAUUUGGGGUUGUUGGAUACCUGCGCUUCUCAUGCUAUUCGGACGCUGAGGGCAGGCGAACCUGUCCCAACAGAUUCUGUUGAAGUUGCAUUGGCCACUGGUUGCGCGCACAUGCUUAUCAAUUCGGUGGGAACAUUGGUUACUCGUGAAACUGUUUGCCCUGUAGUUCCUUUUCAUCUUGCUCAUUCGCAUCUUCAUGUGGACUUUGAUGUGAUUGACGGUCGGUGCACGGUUGUACAUCCUCAGAAGGGUGACUUGAAAGCCCAAGUCCUUGAUGGCCGCAUUGUGAUCGAUCGCCAGGUGGCUUUAGACAUGAUUGCGGACUUGGAAACGGCGUUGGGGGAUGCAGCAGCUAGGGGGGGGUCAGGGUCUUCAAUUGGGUCUUCAAUUGACGACCUUCUGCAAGGAACUGCUGCUUCUAAGGCUAUCGCUGGAUCUGAAGAGGACGUGGUAUCUGGUUUUCUCAAUGUUGCUCGGGUGGAUGGGGUCCAUGGCCGUACACAAGGUGUGGGUUUGCUUGAUUCUGGGGCUUCGCAUCCUUUGAGAUCCUUGCGUCCGGGGGAGCCUUUACCAACAAAAAGGGUGACUGUGGCUUUGGCUUUGGGCAAGAAGGAAAUGAUGCUCACGGAUGGUGGUACUCUAGUUACAAGCGAGCGGGUGGAUCCUUUGGUUCCGAUUGGCAAGGCUAGCGAAUUGGUUGGUCUUCAGGUUCGUUGGCGCAAAGGAAAGUGUACGGCUACGCAUCCAAAACUGGGCCCUCUGGAAGUUGAGACGGUCAAUGGUUGUCCUUGCAUUGCUGAGGCGGUUGCUCUACGAAUCAUUGAUGAAAUGGAGCAAAAGGGGGUUGCUCACAUGUUGCAGUCUGUACGUGCGCUUCAAGGGUGUCCAUCUGCAGACACGGAACAUUCAGUACGUGAGUGUCUUCAUGGUGCUAUGCGUAGUGGAAAUCAAGAUGACUUUAUUCAGGCAUGCUGGCGUUGGUUGCGUUGGUACUAUCCUGAUGUCCCGGAAUCGAUGCUUGUGGAUCUUCUUCCUGCCUCGGGAGUGGGGGAGUUGCUUUACAAUCGUCACAAAAGACGGCGAUUAAAGAAAACCAGACGCGUCAUCGUUCAUCUGCACUCAGGCGGUCCGCGAUUGCACUUACCAAGUAGUUGUGGCGAAGUUCUAGAAGUGGAUUUUCGUACUGACCUUCAUUCUUCUUCCGUGUGGACGUACAUCCUCUCGCUGGCAAUUGAGGGCAAGGUCGUUGCAGUGGUAGGUGGCCCGCCAUGUGAGACUGUGGCUCAGUUCAGGGGUGUUGAGGACGGUGGACCACCAGUGCUACGAGGGAGGUGUGAUGAGGGGCGUUUCUGGAAGGAUGGGCUCAGCUAUUCAAGUGAGGAACUGGCUAAGAAAGACGGCCUACUGUUUUUGAAGGUGCUAUUCCUGUUUGAGACAGCUGUUCAGGCACGACAAGCUUUGUCAUUGGAGCAAUCCUCUUCGGUACAUGCUGGUGUGUUUUUCGCAUUGGAGAGUCCGCAAGAUCCAGAAUUGGUGGGGCAAAAGUUUUCUCAGAUUGGUUGUUCAGUUAUGUGCAGGGAAGAUGUUGCAGAAGAAGGUCAACCCAGCCUAGCUUCUCCAACAUUUUUCGCAUGGCCAGAGGUGCGAUCUUUCAGGACACGGUACAACCUUCUUGCAGCACAUUGUGAUCAGGGUGCUUUGGGUCAUUAUAUGGUCAAGCCAACGACGGUUCUUACUUCCGAUUUUCAGUUGUGGGAGUCUCUAGAGCAGGUUCAUGUGCGCGUCCCAUGGGUGGUGUCAGUACCCGAGGAGGCUAGUCAACGGUUGGCUAUGUCUAGGUCGUGGUCCUUGUGGGCUCCGGGGCUUACAGCGCGGAUCAAGCGAUGUUUGCGGGCGUGGUUGGCACACUCAUCUUUCGUGGAGCAUCAAGCUGUUUCUGAGGAGAGGGCGGUACACCUGGCCAAACUCACAGCUGAGGAAUCUGAGUAUCGAGAUCAUUGCUUGCGGGGUCACAUACCUUUCCGUAAAGACUGUGAGGUCUGCGUUCGGGCUGCAGGUAAAGAUCGGCGUCACCUUCGACAAAAGUAUGGCAGCGCUUAUACUCUUUCAUUGGAUUUGGGUGGUCCUUGGCAGGAGGCUAAAGAUCUGUAUCAAACGCAGCGUCAUGUGUUGAUUGGUACGUAUCAGUUUCCUUUGUUGGAUAAACCGGCUACUGAAGAGGGUUUCCCUAUUCCUGACGAUGUGGUGGGAGCGCAUGAAGAAGGUGAUGGUGCGGAUGAUGUGUCUUUAGAGCCUGAAGACGGGGAUAUUGUGACUCCUGACGAGCGUUUGGAGGCUUCGGAGGUUGAGGUCAAAAAGGUUAUCGAGUCAGAAGAGGCUUGGCGUGCUUUGAAGGAUCAUGCCACUAAACCAGUGCGCAUGAUUAACUUCAUGAUUGCCGAACCUCUCAAAAGCAAAAAACACAGAUCGGAAGUUUUAGCCGCUACACAGCGUAUCUUGGUCAAGCUUCAACAUCAAGGUUAUCCAGUUCUGCGGCUUCAUACAGACCGCGGCGGUGAAUUCGUGAAUCAGUCUUUCCGUACAUUCUGUGAGGCUCGACAGAUUUUUCGUACUACCGGGGACCCCGGAUCACCACAGAGUAACGGUCGCAGUGAAGCUACGGUUGGGGUGUUCAAAAAAGGCGUCCGCGCACUGCUAAAGCAGGCCAAUCUGGAUUCAUCUUAUUGGGCACGUGCCGCUGUUCAUUGGUCAGCUCUUCGACGGCGAGGGGCUGAACAACAGCUGGGAUUGAAGCCUCGUGAUAUUCUUCCAUUUGGUGCUCGGGUUCAUGUGCGUCGAAGGGCUUGGGAACUUCGUGAUCCGAGUGGUUCUAAGAAAGGGCGUCAGUGGUUGGAUCGGACACAGCCGGCUUUACUGUUAGGUCCAUGCACAGAGGUUUCUGGAGGCUACAUCGUUGAAGCUAGGGGCGCUAAAGAUGAUCCUGACAAGCUGGUUAUGUUUCCAACUACGGUGGUCUAUGACAAGGUGGAACAUAAGUCGUCGGUUCCGGAGUGUGAUGCCGAGUUUACUGAGGAACUUCCAGCGCCUCCUAAGCAUCGGAUGCGUUUCAAAGGGGUGGCUCGUACCAUGCGGGUUCCGGGGGAGACGGAUGCUGAGGUCCUUCCAGCGUUGAGGCGUUUCAUACCAGAUGGGUCGCUUCGUUCACUAUGCUGCACGAACCGGGGGGAGGGUCCAGUUGCUUGCGAGGUUUUGCAGGAAGAUUUGGAGGUGGAAAUCCCGUCGGGUGACAGUCCGCGUGCGUGCAUUGCAAAACCCUGUUACACUGAUGACAUCGCAAAAAGUGAGGAGUUAGCGCGUGAGUGGUUGGAGCAGAAGAAGUUUUCACCACAAGAGUGUUUGGAACUUUUGGAGUCUGUGGGGUUGGAUUUUCGUGCGAAUCGGAGAGGCGACAUUCACUGCAAUGAGGAUCGCAUUCAAGCUGUGACUUUGGGACAGUAUGUUCGUGGACAUAUGUGCGGCGUGACCAAUGCUGCAAAACAUAGGCCCAUGUUCGUCAAGUACUUGGUGAGCUUUGUUCGCGAACACAAUCCAGAUGUGGUAUUCUCAGCGGUUUAUCUUUCGUGUAACACUGCCGUGGGAGUCCAUAUAGAGAUCGUCACAACGAUUACUCGUGCAACAAUGUCAUCUGUGCUCUUGGCGAGUUUACGGGUGGAGAAUUGUGGGUGCAAGAUGAUGGUAUCUCUAGGGAGGAUCAAUCUGCAGUGGCACAUGGUCCUCAACCGUGGAGCGGCACCAGAUGGACUAUCACAGCAUUCACGCCUCGAGGAAGUGAUCAACUUUGUGAUGUGGAUCGGAGUUUUCUCUUGGACAUCGGCUUUCCAAUGCGCGUUGAUUGCGGAUCAAGAGCAGUACUUGAUUGCCGAAGUGUCGUUGCCAGAGGUGUUUGAAGGUAGUGCUACGUCAGAGUGGCUGCAACACUCUCGCGAAAUCGAACGACAGUUGGAGCAGUCUUUGCAGCAUGCAGGUUCGUUGUUAAAGAUGCAACAAGAGACGAUUGCACAGGAGGCUGGGGACAAUGAGGAGUUUCUUCAAACUCGCACAAUUCCUACCACAACAGCCAUGCAGGAGCUGGAGGAUUGGAGAGAAGCAUUGUCAGAUGAGGUUAACAAUCUCAUCACGGAGCUGCAGGUCGUAGAACGGACUACGGAGCAACAACUUGCGGAGAUGGCGUGUCAAGUGAGGCAAGCCGCGGAGGAAGAGUGGUUUCUAGCUGGUCUAGAUAUAUCCAAGGCUUUUCUGACAGCACCAAUGAGCCAAGUUCAGCGGCAGGGUCGGCUAAUCAUUGUGCAACCGCCUAAAGCAGCGGUGAAGCUUGGACUUGCUUCGCCAUCCGAGCGGUGGGUGGUGCGAAAAGCUUUGUACGGCUUGGCGGAAAGCCCAGCUGCGUGGGUGGAGUGGAGAGACACGAGGCUUUUACAGAUGCGUUGGCAGACGGAUGGUUUGGACAUGAGGUUCAAAAAGUCAGAGGUUGAUCCCAGCUUGUACCUGCUCAUCGCGACGGACUCCGACGGCAAAGAGAGUGUCAAAGGCACUUUGGGACUAUACGUUGACGACUUUUUGUUAGCCGGGAGUAUGUCCAUAAUCACAGAUGCCAUCCAACAGAUUCGCGCUGAAUGGAAAACUUCUGAACCAGAGUUCUGCGGAAGAGGUCAUGACGACAAACCGUUGAAGUUUCUGGGUAUCCAAAUCUUUUGGAAUGAUGGCGCGUACUACUUGAACCAGGAGGACUUUGUCAGGGACCUGUUGCAACGACGGGGGUUUAAAGCAGAUGCAGGCGGCAUUGGUGGUGCUGGGCCAAUGAGCAAGGAGGCGCCGCCUGACGAGCCGGAGGAAGUGUCUGUUGAGGCGCUACGAAAAGCACAGGCAGCCGUAGGAGAGCUGUUAUGGCUGGCAUUGAAGUCUAGAGCAGAUCUGGCUUUUUGCACAAGCCAGCUUUCUGUGUGGUGUACUCGCUAUCCGAGUUUUGUUGCAAGAAAGGCAGAUGAAGUGUUUCAUUACUUGAGUAGGACGGUCACACUGGGCCUAAAGUAUUCGAAGGUGGAUCCUAUGUCUUUGGGUGGUGAUUCACAGCUUCGUUUCAAAAGGAGUGUCACAGUCUUGGAAGCUUAUACGGACGCAUCGUUUGCUGCGGGAUGUGAAGGUGAAGAAACGGCGAGAUCACACAGUGGAGCUGUGGUCGUAUGGGCCGACAGCCCAGUCAUGUGGAUGACGCAGCGCCAAACCACGAUAGUACUGAGCACAGCGGAAGCUGAGCUCAACGCUGCCCAGGAAGGAACAACUAUGCUACAAUCUGUCGCGCCUAUCGUUUCUAUGCUUUUGGGGAUCAAUGAAGAUGGCCUUUCCAAAGCGCUAUACAUUGAUUCCGUUUCCGCAUGCUCGAUCAUUUCAGUUGUCGCUGGUGCAUGGCGAACACGUCACUUGCGAAUCCGAGCAGCCGGUUUGCGGUCUUUGCUAAACAGUGGGUACCUGGUGGUGGCACACUUGAAAGGUGAGCACAUGCUAGCUGAUAUGCUGACCAAGUUGAUGAACGGAGCAAUCUUUGUCAACCUCAAGCAGAUGUGGCAGAUGACGACUGCUCCUAGCACGCAUUUGGUUUCUGAUGCAGCACGUGCAGCGGCCGCCGCCGUGGCCAUCCUCGUGGCUACUAUGUUGCAAGGCUACGAACUGGUGCAAGCAACUUCUUCGACUUCUUCGAUGACUACGUCUUCAACAACGCGAUGGUUUGAUCGAGCGGAUAUCGGAUUUCUUCUGGUAUUGGUUUUCGUCAUGGUCGCAGUCCACAAGGUCGUUUCGGCGGUGUUUCGAAGUGGCAUGAUCCGCAGUUGGUGGUGA